Indicator indicator is the source of this 918-nucleotide messenger RNA. It is a transcript of the gene CFAP73, whose product is annotated as cilia and flagella associated protein 73. The coding region runs from base 1 to 918 and encodes 305 amino acids. Gene Ontology annotation, biological process: spermatid development. NCBI's taxonomy places the organism in Eukaryota, Metazoa, Chordata, Aves, Piciformes, Indicatoridae. The transcript has 7 exons. The record is from RefSeq and is a predicted model, not a curated record.
AUGGAGCAGCAUCUGUGCACCGCUCUCCGGGACAAGCUGCAGCUGCUGACGGUGCCAGCAUGGGAUGGUGCCACGCUGCUGCCCUCCACACGCUUGCUGCUGAAGAGGAGGGAGGUGGCAGAGGUGGAGCGGGCACUGCAGAGACAACGGGAGGAGUUUCAGCAGAGGAUGGAGCAACUGGUACAGCACCAGCAGCAGCUGGGCCAGAGGGAAAAGCAGCACCAGGAUGUCACCCUCAAAUUUGAUGCCUUCCUCAAGGGCUUGGCAGCAAGGCAGGAGCAGGCACUGCAGCAUGCAGACAAGGAGCGGGCAUGGGCAGCAGAGCAGGGUGCCAAGGUUGCCCACCUGUGCCAGGAGCUGGAGGGGCUGCUGCAGCACAGGGACCACCUGGCCCUGUGCCUGCGGAGCCUCCAGGUCUUCAGUGACUACCUGCAGGCCGUGCUGGCCAGGACAGGGCAGUUCCAGGAUGUCCCAGCCAUGCUGGCUCAUUUUGAGGCACUGGUGAGGCCAUGGGCAACCCUGGCACAAGAAGCAGAAGCUGAGCAGGAGCAGCUGGCCCUGGGCUGGGCACAGCUCCAGCAGCAGCAGGAGGAGAUUGACAGCAAGCUCCUGAGCACCAACAACGAGGUGUCCCAGCUCCAUGCAUGCCUGGAGGCUGCCCCCCAUGAUAUGCUGCAGAGGGAGUCCCACUGGGCCCAUGUCCAGAGCACAGCCACCCAGGAGACCCUGCUGCUGGGCCAGAUCAAGCUGGCAGUGCUGAACCUCUUCCAGCUCACUACCAGGUGGCUCGAGUUCCCUGCAGACAUAGCCCUGGAGGACACUGAAGCCCAGCUGGAUACGGACCUGGUUGUUCAAGGUGGCAAAAGGAGGGACAACCGCCCCCAGCACGACACUUGUAGGAAGAACAAAGGGGAGUGA